Molecule: messenger RNA, 6211 nt
Organism: Porites lobata
Lineage: Eukaryota; Metazoa; Cnidaria; Anthozoa; Scleractinia; Poritidae
Source: the annotation of a GenBank genome assembly
AUACUUGUCUCUGGGAAUUUGCGUGCAUUGAGUUUCAAGGACAUAAACGAAGACGGCAACGAAAAAGUUGUGGAACAAACUGUUUCGAUCAAUUUGAACCAGUCCGUCUUCACAGUCUGUAAGAAGUUUCUCUCCGUGGCAAUUACAGUUAGUUUGAUACGGGAGCAUUGGCCCCACAUUAGCUUCACCUCAGAGAAAUUCUUCACUCUCGCAAAGGGUCUCUCUCCUGCAUUUCUUCGUGUGGGAGGGACUGCCGAAGAUUUUUUGAUCUAUGAUGAUUCGACAGGGUUGAACAAGCACAAGAAUUUUACUAAUUUUACAAUAACGCACGAGGAUUUGGAUAAGAUUCAUCUGCUGUCUUCUAAGGCAAACUGGGAUGUUUUGUUCGGAUUGAAUGUGCUUCUCCGACAGAAGGAUGGAUCUUGGAAUGCGAGUAACCCUAAACAAAUUAUGCAGUAUGUUGCUGAUAGUGGCUAUCAUUUUGGAUGGGAGCUUGGAAAUGGUAAUUUUAUACAAGCGCACUCAAUGUUUAUGAUUGUGUUUUAUUUUAGCCUUAAUUAGCCUUGGCCAAAUUUAUUCCUAUGGUUCAAUUAACAGGGACAAUAAAUAGAGCACUAUACAGUAUAUGGACAAAAGCAUUCUAUAUCCUAACAGCUGACACAAAUUUAAGGUUUUAAACUAGCUAAAGACUAAUUUCUUUGAGAGUUUUAAACUAAGUUUAAAGUUAAACGUGCUUAGCAUGAUUAUUUUAUUGAUGUUCUCUUUUCUGACAUUUUAGGACCUAACUAAUUCAAUACACAGGUACAUUCGUACAUUGUACCAUCUCAAAAUUUGGCUCUAGGUUUUCAUGUAAAAAAAGGUAAGAUUCAGGUGUAUCUUGCCAUAAAUUGCAUACUUUUCUCUUAGACCUGUCAAAAUUUUUUCCCUUUUUUGUCACUUUUAGAACCUAACCACUUUGACGAUUUCAACAAGUCACUGUCUCCAUAAGAUCUUGCAAGUGACUUCCACACCUUACGGGAAAUUCUCAAGAGUAGCCCUCAGUUUGGAAAUUUUCUAGUUGGCCCUGAUGUUACCCGGAUUCAUGAGAACUCCAAAAGUGCAAGCUACCUUCAAAGGUAAUUGAGUCAGUACACCUUAGACUGGUUAGGGUCCUAAUAAAGAUGAGUAGAUUAGAGAUCCUUAUCUUUGAUGAGUAGAUUAGAGUAGAUUAGAGAUCCUUAUCUUUGAUUAACUAAUCCAGCUUAAAGAAGUCCCUAAGAUCUAUAACAGAAAAGUCUUCCUGAUCUGGGGCGGAUCCAGGAGUUUUUUUAGGAGGGGGUGCACUCGUCUCUUGCUCUACUUCAACACCAAUAAACCACAUAGAAUUUUUUUUUUUGGCAGAAUACUAGUUGUAUUAGAAAAACGCAGAUCAUCGGGGGGCGCACCCCCUGCACCCUCCCCCUAGAUCCGCCCCUGCUGAUACAGAUGAACUAAAAUUACUCCAAAAAUUGUAUCGAAUGACUUAUGGAUUAUCAACCCAGUACAUCCGCAGAUUUGGGGUGGUCUACUAAAAGAAAUGAACUGUUUUUAGCACGAAAGUACAGAUUAGGGUCACUAUUUUUACGUCUCCUACAGGAGACGGGACUGCUAUUUUACGUGGUCAUCCAAGCCACGCAAAGGUCAAGCCAUUUGCAGGGUAAAGGGCGUACCUUCAUUUCUCAGUUAUUUUAAGACCCUGACCGAGUUUUGGUCUGGCCCCGGGAAUCGAACCCGCGACCUCCCGCUCUGCAAUCAUGCGCUCUACCGACUGAGUGAAAGUGAGGGUACUGGCGCCAGAAGAAGAGUUCUUCUAUCUGCUUUGGUACCCCGAAACUGUCAAGAAUUUUGAUACGUUUAGAUGACAACGAAAAGGAGAUGAUCUUAGUCUUGUCAGAGCUGGUCGUGAAAAUGUUGAUCGAGGGCAAACAAAUCAGAGCUACACACGGAGCAGAGUUACUCUGCUAUCCAUCUGCGAAAGUAAGGAAUAAACUGUCCCCCCUCUUAGCAUGAAGAAGCAGACACGAGAAUGAUAGUUCAUGUAGCUGAUGCAGUAGAAAAUCGUCAACAACAACUAGAGCCCCACAUCUCCUUGCAAAAGUCUCCCUGUCGUCCAUGCCGUAACAGGAUGCGAUACAACACCUGUCCCUAUGGUCAUGAUGACCAGAAGAGCCUGGACGGCAUGGGAGAACUUUCCAGAUGUAAGCGCGUUACGUUUCUCGAGCUGGCAAGGAUUCUCUCUGCUAUUUCCGAGGAGAAUCAUUCAGCCAUAGAGAGAUAUAUAGGAUGUAAAAGGUAUGGGAGGAAAAAGAUGUAAAAGUAUGGGGUGGCUGAAAGUAGGUACGACAAUCUUUAUAUCAUACAUUUAUUAUCUAUUUUCCAUUUCUUUCUUUUCCACUGUUUAGUUUUGUCUCGGGUGCUAAAGAUGUCAUAGACGCAGUCACGUGGCACCAGUAAGUGUUGCAUUGUUUCAGUACUAGGCGGCUUUCUGUUACAUUUAUUUUAAUUUUUCCCCGGGUUUACAGUGUAAAGCGCAUGGUCUAUGAAAUCAUGCCACACAUUCCAACCAAUUUUGCCACGCAAAAUAACCAAUCAGAGACCGAUUUGCUUCACAAGAGAGACUGGUAAUUCUACUCAGUUACUUUUUUUAUAAUAUAUUCCAAUUUUAAAGUCUCUAGUCUUGUAGACUAAAAGGAAAACAAGGAUGUGGUAGAAAGUAGAUUACAAAAUAGCCGGUUUCUUUCUCAAAUCGCUCCUGGUAAAGCGCAAAGGGCCGAAAGGAUAGAAUCGGAUUCGAAGCUCACUUGCCCACGACCGGUCUCUUUUUCCGAUUUCACUUCUUGCUUUUAUCUGCCUCGUCCCAUACCUUUCAUUUGACAAUUUCCCGUAACUUGGUUAACUCAAAAAAUGCGGUUUUUGUGUGGUUCAAGUGGGAAUACGAAAUCUGUAUGUUUUGAAGUUCCACUGGGUGUAAUCAGAAGCAUACUCACUAUAUCCCGUUAAAUGUGUCACGCCUGUGUUUUUUAGGUACUACCUCGAUAAAAGAAAUUGUACUGAGAAGGAUUUUUAUAAUCCAAAUGUACUAGACGAAUUCCUGCGUGAGCUGGAGGCAGCCAAUGAUGUCUUGGAUAAAAUAGAUCCAGGCAUACCAAGGUGGCUGGGGGAGACUGGAAGUGCUUUUGGCGGGGGAGCUCCUGGAUUGUCUGACAGAUAUGUUGCAGGCUUUAUGUAAGUGAGCUUCUAAUAAUUUGUUGUAUGUUCUGCCCUAAAGUCAGUGCUUAUGUUUAAGAAAAAGAAUGACGGUUUUCUUUUUAAGUCAGUAAGGACCUUACGAGCCUACGAAGACGACGACAACGUCAGAAAAAAGUAAUAGAUUUAAUGAGCAAAACAACAACUCUGCACGUUCAUCACGCUUUUUUGUAAAUUUCUUUGCCGUCACCGCACAACUACGACCGAAAUUUUUUCUAAGUUUUCUUAGGAACGGGAAAGGCAAGGUGAUAAAUUCUACCUCCUCUGUCGGAACUUGGACACGGUUCCCUCUCUUCAGCUCCAACCUCAAUUCCAUUCUUUUAAGUAACAGGGCGACUUGGAAUAAUUGCCAAAUAGUUUGAAAGGAUGCGAAGUCUGUUUUUCAGCGACGUUUUCAUGGACGUCGCCGUUGUCAGAUUGAAAGGUCCAGAGUGACACAGGCGACAUGGAAAAAAGGAACCCGCGUUCUCCCAACUGGAUUCCAACCUUUGGCAUCCCUUGACCAACUACAACAUUAUAUUUAGAUAAGUUUAUCAGUAUGCACUGGCUAGUUGGACGCCUUUAAUCAUAGAUCCGCCUCUGUAACCUUUUUACGCCAAACCAGUUAAUACAUGAUUUGCUUACCAGUAUAUUGACUGACUUUAGCGGGUUUACCAUGUCAAUAAGGACUGAGGUUUAGGAUUAUUUCCACCGGCUAUUAUACGCUCGAAUCUCAGCUACUUUCAGCUACUGGGGUAGUCAAAAGCAAAGAUUGACCAUCCCAGGGAGAUUGGAAUCGUGGGCUACCCUUUACAUUUCCGUUUCAAAGAUUUACGUGCCAUACAGCUCUCCGUACUUUUAAUACAAUGAUAUAUUUUUCUUCUCAAUCCUGGGAAAGACUCAGUUUGAAUACGUCUUUUACAAUUACUUGAAGGAAAGUGAACACCAAAUUACGUACUAGUAUAGGGAUGAAAGGGUCAUGAGGAUUGAACUGUGAAAAUCAAUGCGUAACCUUCUCUUCGAAACUGACUCUAUUCCCAAGUGCAAAUCAACUAUUUCUUUCUUUUCAUGGAUACAUUAUUGUGACGUAUUUUAUCUAUACUUAUGGCAUGAUUCCUGGGUACCCCAUUAAUGUAAAUAUUAUUAUGCUUUCUAGGUGGCUUGACAAAUUAGGACUCGCUGCUCGAUUGGGCCAUGAAGUUGUUAUUCGACAAUCGUUUGUUAAAGGAAGCUAUGCUUUACUUGAUGAAGAUUUGGAUCCAAAUCCUGUAAUUACAUGUACAUAUUUUGGUUAAGUUAAGUAACAUACUUUCACAUUAACCGUCUGAUGACCCGCACCUACGUUUUAUUGUUCCUUCCGUUUUGUGAAGGAUCUAAUAGCCUGCGUAGAUGGCGAUAUUGUGUGGCUGCGGGAAGUUUAGGCGGAGGAGCCGUGUUCCAAUAAAAGGGAGUAGGGACGAGGCGGUUUCUCGCGGCUUCGCCGUCAAGUCUCACUCGCCUAUAUUACAACGGCUUCGCCGCCAAAUCUCACUCAACUACUACACAAUACCGCCAGCUACGCAGGCUAAGGAUCUAAUUCAUCGCCCUGUAGGCAGGCUUCCCAUCAUGAGAUCAGUUAUGAGACCCUUGUAAAGGGACAGUAUUACGAGUAUUCAGUCUCCUAGGUUUUUGUGAUAAUUGCCCUACAAUUAUGAAUAUACCCUCGCUUAAAAUGGCUUUCAUGAACGACAAGAAAAGAGAAUAACUCGCGCUUACAAGUCUUUGGCAACUGCUCAUCUACUCAUCAAUUCAACUUUUGGUUUUCUGGUACAAUCGGGUAUGCAAACUUUGCUUCGGUUUCGUGCGUUUUAAGUACAUAACGAGUAUAAAACAGGUUAUGUUUUUUUGAGUGAGAGCUUCGAUCCCGUUAUUUGCUACACUAGAAGGUGAGUGGGACAAACUGGACCAAACUGGUUGGUUAGAUGCUGCGAAAACGUAUAAUGACUGGUUCCUAGAGCCGUCAGAAGAAACCCAUCAGGCAUCAUUACUUUUACAUACUUCGAUCCUGUUGUUUGAAGCAUCUCACUGGAACUGAACCCCGGGUGAGGUACUUGGAUUAAUUUCUGCUGGGUAUGUGCCGCUGGCCUCUCAAAGCCCCAACUCCGUUAUAAUCUAUUCUGUGGCCAAUUAUAGAGCCCGCCUUCACUUACUACUUUUAUGAAUUGACCCAUUUUUAGAUUGAACGAAGAAUACUUUACUUUUCGUCUACAGUACAAACAUUCUGUUACGUUUGCUAACCGUAAAUAUGAAGAACUGUCCUACUUCCAAAAAUCCGAUAAUGUAUAAUGUGCGAACCCAUUUUAGUAACUCUAUUGAAAAUGCAACCCCAAUAUGGUCAAUCCGGUCGUAAAAAUGCGACCCCAUCCAGCGGCACCUCCCCUUUAGCCUCUUAAAGGACGUACCCUCCCCCCCCCCGGGACCUGAACUGAGGUUUAUGGUUAACAGUGCCAUUCUGUUUAUGAUCUCAGCAUUCUUUCGGUUUCUUACGUAUGUUGUAGGAUUAUUGGUUGUCUUUGUUAUAUAAGAGGCUUGUUGGGGUGAAAGUCCUAGAAGUAGAAGGUGGGACAAAAGAGAAGCGAAAGACCCGUGUAUACGCUCACUGUGCUAACAGGUAUAAAACACGUUAAAAAAUAUUUCCAUUGUUUUUAGAGAAAUGAUUUAAGCAGAAAAAAGCUCUUAGUUUUCUGACCAACACUCCUUACGUGAGACGCAUGUUACUACACGUAUGUCUGGCCUUAAAAUUGCCAGUGAACAGUAAUUUCAGACUUUUAAUUGCUUCAGGAAAUAUCCUGUUGGAGCUGUCACCCUUCUUGUUCUGAAUGUUCACGAUCAUGAUCCAGUUAGCCUUAAACUUACUGGUAGCCUCAAAGGAAAAGAUGUGGAAGAGUAUCUUCUGAGGACGGAAAACAGUGACCUCACGUCGAAGUAA